ACAUUAUUUUGAAAGCAGCGUUGAACACGGAAGUAGCAAACUCGCACGUUGGAGUACUUCUUGAACUGCAAUCGAGCACACAGAGCAGAGACCUUCAACAUGUCUUACAGCGCAAAGAUAGGCCCGUCCAUCCUCAGCAGUGACCUCGCAUGCCUGGGCAGUGAAUGCGUCCGAAUGAUGGAGUGCGGAGCUGACUACCUGCACCUCGACGUUAUGGACGGUAAUUUUGUCCCCAACAUCACCUUUGGCCACCCGAUGGUGGAGUGCCUAAGGAACUGCGUGGGGCCAGACCCUUUCUUUGACAUGCACAUGAUGGUGUCGAGGCCGGAGCAGUGGGUGAAACCCAUGGCAGCAGCAGGAGCUAGUCAGUACACGUUCCACCUGGAGACCACUACUAAUGCUGGAAACCUCAUUAAGGAGAUCAGAGAGAGUGGCAUGAAGGUGGGCCUGGCCAUAAAGCCUGGGACCACAGUAGAGGAGUUGGCCCCAUGGGCAGGACAGAUUGACAUGGCACUGGUCAUGACUGUGGAGCCUGGCUUUGGAGGCCAGAAGUUCAUGGAGGACAUGAUGCCCAAGGUUAGCUGGCUAAGGAGUCAGUUUCCCUCUCUGGACAUUGAGGUGGACGGAGGAGUGGGUCCCUCUACCAUCCACAAGUGUGCUGAGGCGGGUGCUAACAUGAUUGUGUCGGGCAGUGCGGUGGUGAGCAGCGACGACCCUCGCUCUGUCAUCACAAUGCUGAGGACUGCUGUCUCUGAGGCCAUACAGAAACGCUCACUGGACCGUUGACACGCCCCCUGGCUGGCGAUCACCACAGUAAUUCCUCACACCAGAACGCCAUAGCAACAUGCUAAUACACCCUAAAGUGGGACAGUCAAAAGAUGUUUCUCUUUGGUGGUCAGGGAGGGGUGUGGAAGUUGGUGCUCUGCAGACGGGUGUGCUGAUGUCACAGUUUGAUCCAGUGAAGCUGUGCCCCUCAAUACCCCAGAACAUCAGAACCAACCCCAAAUCCCCACACUCAGCCAGGAUCACUACUCAACCAAUGAUUUACCCACCUACCAGCUUAGGCCUGUGGAUAAAUUAACACUUUAACGAGAGUGGAACAGUGGUUAUGUUGAUUGCACACAAUAAUUGUAAACAUUCCUGAAUAUUUUUUGGAAUACUGUUAUGUCGAACUAAUGAUAAAGAUAUGUCUGACAAAAAAAUGUAACUGAA
Oncorhynchus keta (chum salmon) is the source of this 1212-nucleotide messenger RNA. It is a transcript of the gene rpe, whose product is annotated as ribulose-5-phosphate-3-epimerase. Gene Ontology annotation, biological process: pentose-phosphate shunt; pentose-phosphate shunt, non-oxidative branch; carbohydrate metabolic process. Gene Ontology annotation, cellular component: cytosol. NCBI's taxonomy places the organism in Eukaryota, Metazoa, Chordata, Actinopteri, Salmoniformes, Salmonidae. The transcript is spliced from 6 exons. Gene Ontology annotation, molecular function: D-ribulose-phosphate 3-epimerase activity; metal ion binding. Bases 100 to 786 code for a protein of 228 amino acids. The record is from RefSeq and is a predicted model, not a curated record.